Molecule: messenger RNA, 1392 nt
Organism: Closterium sp. Naga37s-1
Lineage: Eukaryota; Viridiplantae; Streptophyta; Zygnematophyceae; Desmidiales; Closteriaceae
Source: the annotation of a GenBank genome assembly
AUGGCAGCGUUCGACGCCAUCACGGAGGAGCCGCCGCCCAGCCGCCACUGGGACGAUCCGGAUUUCGAGUCCUUCCCGCCCAAACACUCCGGCUCCGUCGCUUCCUUCCGCUUCGAAUGGCUAUGGCACGACACCUGCGCCUCAUCACUGCUGCAGCGCCUCUCCCUCUCUCCGCCUCCCACCACCACCAGCACCACCACCGCUGGCAGCGACAGCAUGGAUGGUGCAAGCCUGGCUAGUGGUGGUGGUGGUGUGGGGGGAGGGGGGGGAGAGGAGAGGGGGUGUGUGGCAGUGAGGCUGCUGCUGGUGGCAGCAGCACCGGCUAGCAGCGACCUAAUAGCCCAUGCUGUGGAAUCCCUGGGGGGGAAUCCUACCUCCGCCCCUCUUUCUGACACACACGCUGCUGCUGAUGGUGCUGGCGGUGCUGAUGUGGCCUCCGACGGUGCUACUGCUGCCAGUGACAAGAGUUCUGGAUUUAGACUGGCGGCGCGGAUUCACUACGGCAGCAGCGGCAGCAAUGGCAGCAGCAGUGGCGUUGAUGGGGGAAGAUCAUCAACAGCGCAGCACACGUCACACCUCUACCUCACAGAGACAGGUGGCACCGCGCUAUUGGCUGUGGGCCACGGUCGGUUGGAAGCAGAGCGGUGCUUGGAGUGGGUGCGAGGCGUCAUGGUGCAUGUGAACCCAUCCCUGACGGUCGUGGUUUCCUCUCUGCCAGCCAUCUCUCUUCCUUCACUGCCCUCUGCGCCGCCCAAACAGCAUGCCACGUCACAGGGGCCCCUUGCUGACGUGGAUGUGUGGCGGCUUGAGACUGACGCAUUCAAGGCAUCACCCUUCGCACCCCUCGCUCCUCUCCCAGCCAUCGCCUACCUCCCAUCCGGCAGUCUCAUUGACGGCCUCCCUGCUGCUCUUCUCUCCCAUUGUCAGCCCCGGCAGCUGCCAGCUGUCGCGCUCUCAUUCGUGGACCGCCACUGGAGUGGCAGCUCCCCAGGCACGGUGCGAGGCAUGGCAUGGCUGAUGGGGGAACUCGUGGCUGCAUGUGCUGCUGGUGAAGGGGAUGUGGGAGCAGCUGUGAGGGAGGCCCUGCUGAGAGCAGGCGCCGUGUGGGCGAAGCAGUGGAGUGGUGUGCCGGCAGGGCAUGGGAAUGGGGCUGCUGAGCUGUACUGGAAGGGACUACUGUGGGAGAGGGAGGGCUGUUCACUGCGAGGCAUGGCGUGGCUGAUGGGGGAACUCGUGGCUGCAUGUGCUGCUGGGGAGGGGGGUGUGGGAGCAGCAGAGGAGGCGGGUAAGGCUGUGAGAGAGGCAUUUCUGAGAGCAGGAGUGAUGCGGGAGAAGCAGUGGAGUGCAGUGCCUGCAGGGUAUGGGAAUGGUGCUGCUGAGCUGUAUCUGUGA